Messenger RNA from Cercospora beticola, 1443 nucleotides. RefSeq lists its product as uncharacterized. Lineage: Eukaryota; Fungi; Ascomycota; Dothideomycetes; Mycosphaerellales; Mycosphaerellaceae. The record is from RefSeq and is a predicted model, not a curated record.
GUGGGACUUGGUUGCCCUGUCGCUGAGCCUGCCACUGCUGUGGUGGUCAAAUGUCCUUGGCCGCCCCGUAGUUCACGAUUUGUACGGUCUCCUACUCAUGGCUGAUUCGACCGCGUUCAGCGAUUUUACAUCGCUUCUCUGUGCACUGUCGCCUGCUCAACUGCUGACGGCUAGACACGCGAUCGAUGCCCUUCUCACGCCAGACUCCCUCCAAGAAGCAAAUCAGCAGCUAUCGCCUCUUCUCCGCCUGCCACAUGAUGUCCUCGAACGAAUAGUCGAGCAUUCUGUGUCAUACAACCACGAUGUUGCAACUGAAACCAAGGAACCCGGCCUGCUGCAGACGUGCCAUGCACUUCGAAUCAUGGCCUCAAAGGCCUACUUCAGCCAAAACACGUUCAAGAGGAAGCGGAGACUGAGCGAAGAUAGCCUGGACCAGUGGGCAAAAUUUAGGAUCGGCGAGAACAGGAGGUUCGUUCGCAAGGUUCGCAUAGGGCCGCCUACGCACUGCAAUAACGAGGACGCAGAAGAGGAGGCAAGCAUGCUCGAGAAGGCCUAUGGAUUCCCUACUGGAACUGUCUGGUGUCUUUCUGAGGAUGACUACGAGAAUGACUACAAGUGGUGGGUCAAUUCACGAGGGGAAACGGAAAUAUGCGAGGAUCAGACGAGCGACGACAGCACCAUCGCAGAUUGCUUCAGAGCAGUCGACUCCUCCUCCAAGCCUGCUGCUUCAUGGUAUUGCACAUCCUGGGCACAAGGCCAUCGUGCUACAGACUACUUCAGUCUCCGGCGAGCACCACCAACCCCGGAAUCGAGACCAAGCGCUUCAGAUUCGCAUUGAACAUGUGGUUCUCGACUCGAAUGGGCGAUAAUUGUCUGGCAAUACGUGGCAUGAUGGUGCAUUAAGACCUUAUGGCUGGCCAUGACGGCAGCACGUGGUCUGCACAGGAAAGGCCAGAACCCUGUGCUCGACGCUGCGAAACCUGAGCGCGCAUGCCUCAGAAGUCACGGUAUGGCUCUCAGGAGCCGAAUGAACAAACCUAAAGUCACUUGAUGAAUGUGCAUUGCGGAGCAACAGCAGCCGACUAGACAGGUGUUGGUAUCUGCGUUCUCGCGAACAACAUGGCAUGCUUCGAAUGCUUGUCAUUCCGAGAUCCCUGGGCUCGUGGCCGUGUCGAACAUUGGAGUGGAGAACUGGGGUCGAGGCAUGAGGAAGCAUUGUGGACAUUUGUGAAGAGUUUCGCGCAUUCAAGGAAACUGUAUCAAAAGUUCUGUACGAUAUGCAAAGAGACAUUGCAGUAAUUUGUGAUAUGCAACGGCAGCAUAGGCAGUAGUAUGUAGAGUAUGCUCGGUGGCUAUAUGAUGCCAAGCGUGGCACUGGAAGACAAGUGCUCGAGCAUAUUAUCAAGCAUUCAACACAGACACUAAUCUGACCAUUGACGGCCC